Sebastes umbrosus (honeycomb rockfish) is the source of this 5466-nucleotide messenger RNA. RefSeq names its product C-terminal binding protein 1 (gene ctbp1). The record is from RefSeq and is a predicted model, not a curated record. Gene Ontology annotation, molecular function: NAD binding; transcription corepressor activity; oxidoreductase activity, acting on the CH-OH group of donors, NAD or NADP as acceptor. Lineage: Eukaryota; Metazoa; Chordata; Actinopteri; Perciformes; Sebastidae. Bases 356 to 1693 code for a protein of 445 amino acids. The transcript is spliced from 11 exons.
CCGCCGUGGACGGUGAGGGCGCUCCUUCAGUCCAGCUUCUCUCCUUCUCUCUCUGUUUCUGUCUCUCUCCUCCUGUCUGCUGGUCUGACCCCCCGCUAACACCCUCCAGCACCAACAACCAUCCACCAUCCACUUCCUCUCUGAGUGAUUUCAUGGCUGACCGGGAGAAGAGGGAACCAGCAGCAGCAGCAGCAGCACGCCUCCAGUCCAGAGUUUAUCUACAGUGUAAACUAAGUUGUCAAUCUGACUGACACAACGGACACAUUUCUCCAGGUGAAACUAAGUGGACAACAGUAAAAGGGGCUCCAUAGCACUUGGAUCUGUUCUUCUGUCCCAGGUUCAGACUGUGUGGUCUAUGGCUCUGAUGGACAAACACAAACAAGUCAAGCGGCAGAGACUUGACCGCAUUUGUGAGGGUAUCCGACCCCCCAUCCUGAACGGGCCAAUGCACCCGCGGCCCCUGGUUGCCCUGCUGGACGGGCGCGACUGCACUGUGGAAAUGCCCAUCCUCAAAGAUGUGGCCACAGUGGCGUUCUGCGAUGCCCAGUCCACGCAAGAGAUUCAUGAGAAGGUGCUAAAUGAGGCCGUUGCUGCCCUGCUCUACCACACCAUCACUCUGUCCAGAGAUGACUUGGAAAAGUUUAAAGGCCUACGCGUAAUUGUCAGGAUCGGCUCCGGCUUCGACAACGUUGACAUCAAAGCAGCUGCCGAGCUAGGCAUUGCGGUCUGUAACGUGCCAGCAUCGUCUGUGGAGGAGACGGCCGACACUUCGCUAUGUCUGAUCCUCAACCUGUACAGGCGAGUCACCUGGAUGCACCAGGCCCUCAGGGAGGGAACCCGGGCCUCAAGUGUGGAGCAGAUCAGGGAGGUAGCUGGCGGUGCCGCUCGUAUCCGGGGUGAGACUUUGGGCAUCAUCGGUCUAGGGCGCGUUGGCCAAGCGGUGGCUCUGCGGGCUAAGGCCUUUGGUUUUGGCGUGAUCUUUUAUGACCCCUAUCUGCCUGAUGGUGUGGAGCGCUCUCUGGGCCUGCAACGCAUGGCCACUCUGCAGGACCUGCUCAUCCACUCUGACUGCGUAUCCCUGCACUGCAGCCUCAACGAGCACAACCACCACCUCAUUAAUGACUUCACCAUCAAACAGAUGCGUCAGGGAGCCUUCCUGGUGAACACGUCAAGAGGCGGUCUGGUUGACGAGAAAGCGUUGGCUCAGGCCCUGAAAGAGGGCCGGAUACGAGGGGCUGCCCUGGACGUUCAUGAGACAGAACCCUUCAGUUUUUCAACAGGCCCUCUGAAGGACGCCCCCAACCUGAUCUGUACCCCGCACACAUCCUGGUACAGUGAGCAGGCCUCCGUGGAGGCUCGCGAGGAGGCAGCCAGGGAGGUUCGCCGCGCCAUCACUGGGCGUAUCCCUGACAGUCUGAAGAACUGCGUUAAUAAGGAGUAUCUGAUGGCAGCCUCUCCGUGGCCCAGCAUGGAGGCAGCCACUGUUCACCCAGAACUUAAUGGAGCCACUUACAGAUUUCCUCCAGGUCUGAUCAAUGUUGCAGCAGCAGGGGGUCUCCCCGGAGCUGUCGGCGGGGUUGAAAGCCUUGUUACAGGAACCUUGGCGCACGGCAUCACCCCCGUCUCCCACCCCCCUCACGCCCCUUCCCCUAAUAAGGCCGAAGCCGACAGAGACAUCCCCUCCGACCAAUAGCCCCCCCUGCCGCCGCCAGCACAUUCCGUCGCCUCUGGAAACCACCCAACCCACCAACCAACCCACCACCACUCCCACCUCCCGGCAUCAGACACAGCCCGACCCUCCAGUACAUCGGCAGCGCCAGUUUGACCUGAUGUGGAUCUACACAGUCUUGUUCCUCAGAUCACAUAACCAGCCCAGGAGUGACCUAUCCACAGCUAGCCCCUCUCCCAUCCAGUACCCCUAAGAACUCACACACAUCCCUCCAUCCUCGCCCUCAUCUCACCCACUCACCUGCCUAUCUCCCCCCUCCUCCCUCCUUCACUCCCCCACAACGUCAGCAAUAACUGUGUUCUCAAGGAUUCAAUGAUUGGAUUGGUUUAUAUCCUUAGUUGGCUGUUGUUUUAAUGGAAAGUUGACCUGUUGUGGUUCUAGGUGUUAAUGUUUGUUUGUUUGUUUGUUUGUUUGUUUGUAAAAAAAAAAAAUAUAUAGCAUUUCUGACAUGAGGCUUUACAGUCCUGCAGUCCUCUGACCAGUCGAGGCAACAGAAGCAGAAAGGUCGAAGCCCCCCUUUGUACAUUAAUGGCUCAUGUUACUGCUCUCUUCUUCUUUUUCUUUAUUUUCUCCCCCCCUCCUCCGCGUUUCUCGUGAUGGGGGGAAAAAUGUGUACUAAAGUAAACCAGACAGAAACAGUACAUCCUGUCCUCCCCACCAGGCGUCUAGCUAACCCUCAGCCCAGUUUGGCCCCCUUUAGCUCUCCCUGGCACUGUCGUCCGCUUGCUCAGCAGAGGGAUGAUCCAUAAUGAUGUCAGCGUGGAGCGCUCUCAGACUGUCAAACUAUAUCAGCUCAUACUUCAGAUGGUGAUACCUGACAUCCUUUUGUCACAGUCAACCCUGUAUUUUACACAUGCUUCGCCCCCCCUCCCCCCUCGUCGGAUUGUUUUUGUCAUGAGAUAAAUAGCGUCAUAUCAGAGAGCACGAGUUUCAUCUGUGUCGAGGUCUUCUUUACACAUGGAUGGUGCCCACAAACGCAGCAGCCUUUUCUGGCUGGUAAAAACAGCAGAGGCCUCGCCAGCAGAGGGCACUGCUGAGCUGAGAGAGUCGCACGCAGCUAAUUUCAGUUACAGGUUAGCUGCUGUGACGGAGAGAACAUGAGAUCGCACACUGCCAACAUUCAGAACACAGGAUGGGUGACCAGGGAUCGACUACCGCCUUAUUGUUUUAAUAAGAUCUCACCGCCACCACCCUGCAUCCACCCACCCACCCACCCUCCUCCACCACUCCUCUCCCACUGUCAUGACCCAGCCCUACACAUCAUGCUCAUGAACCAGUAUGCAUCCACCAAUUCCUUUAAGCGUGAGGGGACAGUAGAGUUUAGUUUCCCUGUAGGAGCAAGGGGACAGUGUUCUUGCAUGCUGGCUUUGUUAAUGACAGUGGUAUGUGUGUGUGUGUGUGUGUGUGUGUACAUGUGUGUGUGUGUGUGUGAGUGUGUGUGUGGGUUUGUAUGUAUGUUCCCUCACCCUGUUAUGAUAACAAGCUAUUGUCUUUCCAAAGGAAUAGUCCCUAGGAGUAACUCUUUAACGCUGUUGCCCUGGUGUCAAGGGAACACCUUUCUAGUACCUCAGUAACAGAUAUUGAAUGUACCGUGCAUACCCUUUUAUUUUUUGUACAGAUUUUCUAGAUACUUCUUUACUAUUCUUUACCAGAAGGGUUGUGAAAAUUGUAGCAGUAAUGAUACAAUAAAUAAAAAAGCAUUGCCCCCCCACCCUCCUUUUCAAUGAAAUGAAUUGACAAAAAUCCUUUUAGGUUCGCUAAUACAGUAGUUCACUGAAUACUCUCAGGCUUCGAAAACCAAUAUACCGUAUCUCUUUUGCCUUUUUACCUUUUUAAUUUCCUCAUUUGUGGAAAAAUUCAGCACAACGCUUUCCCAUUCUUAGACUAGUCGAUGUGUUCGACCUCCAUCUUACUGGCUAUUGAAAAAGAAGGAAAAAAACAAAAGGCGGUCGUCGUGGUCUGCUAGUUUUUAUUUUACUAGAACAGUAGUAGUAGAUGCAGUUUUUGUUUUUUACCCCCCUGUCAUUGUCAGGCUGCUCUAUCUAUAGUGCAUGUGAGGUAAUUUUUUAGGGGAAAUACUUAUUGGCUGAAAGAAUUUGUGUCAUCUUGCUGUUUCCCCCUCUGCUCCCCGGCCUUUCCCCUCCUUCCCUUCAGAGUGUUUUCAACCCGAGUUGCCAUUUUUGUCGUGGUCAGUUUCCAGUGAUGUACAGUUUUCCCUCAGAGUCUAUGAGAGACACGGAGCAUGUCUGUGUCCUGAGAUGCUAGGCUCCUCUGUCAUGUGAUGAGUAUAUAUUUUUAAAAAUAACCCCCCCCCAUAGUUCGGAUUAUGAGCAUAAUAGUAAUCUUAAAUUUUUUGCUGUUGAUGAUGAUGAUUAUUAUAUAUAUAUUUUCAGUUCAGCAGUGCACUGUUAUGAAAACCAUUCUGUUUUAUUUGUAGGAUUUCAUUUUUAUGGAUUAUGCUGUCUGUGUUCUACAUGUUGUACUGAAACAUUUCGGAGAAAAAACAAGAGAUCCCUCUCCUGGUGAUUUUUUUUUUUUUUUUUUUUUUUUUAUAAUUUGUCUUAUCCCAACUGUCUUUUUCCAGCUGAUAUCCUCUGGGCCUUACUUAUUCUCUCCCUGUAAAAAAAAAAAAAAUAGCUGUUAUAGAAAGUCGCCAUGGAACCACUCACUGCCUUAAUACAGUUGACCACAGCAGGUGAAGUCAGGAGACACAUCCAGUCAAAAAAAAAAAAACGCUCCGCAAAAAAAAAGCUCCUCACACCCCACCAGGUCUAAAAUCUGCAGCUCGUUUCUUCUUUCGCUGAUGAUGAACCACAUUUAAGCCUUGUUUUUUGGGCUCAAACACACACACACACAUCCAGUGUGACUUCUUACUGCGUUAACAAGUAGUUUUCUUUUAUAACUUUUUGAAUAGUUCAAAGUCAGCCUGGCGGUGUGUAUUAAUGUGCGUAGGCCAACAGAUAAGCACAGUGUGUAUGCUCACAAAGCUGAUAUUUCACUCUUGGGUGUGAGAAUGCCCCCACUCUCCUCCUCCACCCACCACCACCACCACCACACUGGGGCUCUUUAAAGCAUCUUUCACAGUGCUGCCAGAGCCCCAGUGGGUGGAUGUGGAGAGGGAGGGCAUAGCGGACACUGGUGUGGUCUGUCAAACGAAAAAAAAAAAGAAAAAAAAAGCUGAAAAUUACGAUGAGAAUCGGUCACUUUUUCUCUCUCAGGGUUCAAAUGCACACAUAUCCUCCAGCAGUCGCCCUCCGUCUCGUGUCCCUUGUCCCCAGUUUUCCGCCUCCCCCCCUCCUCAGAAUGUAGUACAGCCUCCUGCGUUUUUAGAAACCUCCUUCGUUCCCCUCCUUUUGUGCACAGGUCUGAACUUUCUUUUUUUUGCUUUCUUUUUUGGCACUGACAUCUAACCAUCUAACAAGGAAUGAAUGAAUGAAUGUUUGAAAAGUGACUGUGUGUAAUGUUUAAAAUUGGGAAAUGUAUUUUUACAACAUGUGAACAUUUUUUUUUCCACUCACUCUCAUUGUGAAUUGAUUUUUUUUUUUUUUUUUUUUCUUUCACCAGACUGCAAAAACAAAAACAAAAAAAACUAAAACAAAAAAAAAAAACUCCUGUAACUAGGCUCUUAAGCUUUAUUUUUGUUUUGUUUACUUUUUUAUUAGAAACAAUCAUGUUUGUGAUGGUAACUUCCGAUGGUAAACUCCACACCGUAUUUUAAUAAAAUCUUGAAAAUUAAA